Prunus armeniaca (apricot) is the source of this 1086-nucleotide messenger RNA. NCBI's taxonomy places the organism in Eukaryota, Viridiplantae, Streptophyta, Magnoliopsida, Rosales, Rosaceae. The record is from the annotation of a GenBank genome assembly.
AUGGCUGGAGUCAGUAGGGUUGCUCCCACACCUCUGCUCAAAGAUGAGCUUGACAUUGUUAUUCCCACAAUCCGAAACCUGGACUUCUUGGAGAUGUGGAGGCCAUUUUUUGAACAAUACCACCUUAUCAUCGUCCAAGAUGGUGACCCUUCAAAGGUCAUCAAGGUCCCAGAGGGCUUUGACUACGAGCUUUACAACCGCAAUGACAUUAACCGCAUCCUGGGUCCUAAGGCCUCUUGUAUUUCCUUCAAGGACUCUGCUUGCCGCUGCUUCGGCUACAUGGUCUCCAAGAAGAAGUACAUCUUCACCAUCGACGACGAUUGCUUUGUUGCUAAAGAUCCUUCUGGCAAAGAUAUCAAUGCUCUUGAGCAGCAUAUUAAGAACCUUCUGACUCCAUCAACUCCAUUUUUCUUUAACACCUUGUAUGACCCAUACCGUGAAGGUGCAGACUUUGUCCGUGGUUACCCCUUCAGUCUACGUGAAGGUAUCCCAACUGCUGUUUCUCAUGGCCUCUGGCUCAACAUUCCGGAUUAUGAUGCACCCACUCAGCUUGUUAAGCCUCUAGAGAGAAACACUAGGUUUGUGGAUGCAGUCCUGACCAUUCCCAAGGGAACUCUCUUUCCCAUGUGUGGUAUGAAUCUGGCAUUCAACCGUGAAUUGAUUGGACCUGCUAUGUACUUUGGACUCAUGGGUGAUGGUCAGCCAAUCGGGCGUUACGACGAUAUGUGGGCUGGCUGGUGCAUGAAGGUCAUAUGUGACCACUUGGGCCUGGGAGUGAAGACAGGAUUGCCCUACAUCUGGCAUAGCAAAGCAAGCAAUCCAUUUGUGAACCUUAAGAAGGAAUACAAAGGAAUAUACUGGCAAGAAGAGUUGAUCCCAUUCUUCCAAUCUGCUACCCUUCCAAAGGAUUGCACCACCGUUCAGAGCUGCUACAUUGAGCUCUCCAAGCAAGUGAAGGCAAAGCUUGGCAAGGUUGAUGACUACUUCCUCAAGCUUGCAGAUGCCAUGGUCACAUGGGUUGAAGCAUGGGACGAGUUGAACCCAUCCGGAGAAAAAUCUGUUGAGAACGGAGUUGUUGCGAAAUAG